Molecule: messenger RNA, 767 nt
Organism: Erythranthe guttata (spotted monkey flower)
Lineage: Eukaryota; Viridiplantae; Streptophyta; Magnoliopsida; Lamiales; Phrymaceae
Gene: ENODL9
Product: early nodulin-like protein 9
Cellular component (GO): plasma membrane
Molecular function (GO): electron transfer activity
Source: RefSeq, a predicted model, not a curated record
UAACUCUAGUCUUGGAGUUAUACAUACAUACAUACAAAAUGGCUCAAAUAAAUCGAGAAAUCUUUCGUGUUUUCGGUUAUUUUCUGGGGUUUUUGUUGCUAAUUCAAAUAGGCCAUGCGUUUGAAUUCAAAGUCGGAGGUCCAACGGCUAGUUGGAAAGUCCCCAGCGAUGAUUCUAAUGCUGCUUCGUUUUAUAAUCAGUGGGCUCAAAAAAACCGAUUUCAAAUCGGCGAUACAUUGCUGUUUGUGUACAAUGCUGACGUGGACUCGGUUCUCCACGUAAGCAAAUACGACUACGAAAGCUGCAACACUGAGUCGCCGGCGGAGAAGUUCGCCGACGGCCACACCGUGUUCAAGUUCAACCAGUCGGGCCCACAUUACUUCAUCAGCGGUGUCGCCGAUCAUUGCCGGAAAAACGAGAAGCUGGUGGUGGUUGUUAUGGCCGACAGAACCGGUAAGCAUGGAUCAUCGGCGGCGCCGCCAUCUCCUCCUCCGUCGCCGGAGAAUGUGCCAGUGCCGCCGCCGUCCCCGGCUCCUUCCGGUGAGUCUCCGCCGUCGGAUGGGGCGGAGGAGAACCCAACUCCGGCGCCGUCGGAGGAGGAUUCUCCUCCCAAUAACGGCGCUUCUUCUUCCAUUGUUGGUGUCGCUAGUUUUCUUGGAAGUGUGGCGGCUUUUGUUUUAGCUAUUUAAUGUGAAUAUGUUUUAAUAUAUAUAUAUAUAUAUAUAUAUAUAUAUAUAUAUAUAUAUAUAUAUAUCUUUUUUUUUUUU